Molecule: messenger RNA, 2084 nt
Organism: Dermacentor andersoni
Lineage: Eukaryota; Metazoa; Arthropoda; Arachnida; Ixodida; Ixodidae
Source: RefSeq, a predicted model, not a curated record
CGCAAGCUUCGUGUGUGACGUCUUGUGAUAUCUAACUAUGCCCUGAUAUAGUGACGCCACAUGACCCUGUGACGUCAUAGGGUUUUCUGUAUAAGAACAAGCCGUUCUUGGCAAUAAAGAUAGUUGCCUUUCUGCUCCUGGACCGUUGUCGCUCUUCUGCGUUAGUUCAUCUGGCGACGAAGAUGGGAUCACCGUGACCUGGCCUACUGGACGCCAUCAACGAAGAUGCGGCGGCUCAACGAGGCCACGCUACUACUGGAGGCGUCGCUACCAUAGGCUAGCAAGAGAUCCGGAAUCCAAACAAGUAACACAUUUACUUCUCCUACCAAGCCAUGUCUCGGCUCGGCAGACUAGACGAGUACGACCCUAAGGUUCAGAACUUCGAAUCUUAUGUCGAGCGAUUUGAGCAUUACGUCAGGGCAAACGAGAUAGCGGAAGCGAAGAAACUGUCUGUUUUCUUGACAGUAAUUGGUGCAGAAGCAUAUGAAAUUCUCAAAAACUUGGUCGUUCCAUUGCUACCAGGAGAUAAGACCUUCGCGGAAGUAAAAGAGCUCUUGCAAAGCCACUACAACCCGAAGACGUCUGUAAUUGCAGAAAGGUGCAAAUUCAACCGCCGAGUGCAACUUGACCACGAAAGUGUCGAAGACUUCGUAGUAGAGUUGAAGCACCUAGCCCGCAAAUGUAACUUCGGGCCAUUUCUCCUGGACGCGCUACGCGACAGAUUGGUAGCUGGGAUCCGAAGUGAAGAAACGCAGAAGGCGUUGUUCACGGCUGACGCACUCACGUUUGAAAGGGCAUGUAAAAUAGCUCUUGACAGCGAAUUGGCCGCGAAACAAACAGCCGCAAUACAAGCAGGAAGCCGCGCAGAGAGCAUAAACGCAGUGAAAAUGAAGACUAACGAGCAUCAGCGCAGCGACCGUGACCAAGCGAAGGGUAAAAGCUCGGCGCGAGACAAGACCAAGAAACAAAAAUGUUACCACUGUGGCAAGACACACGCGCCAGAACAGUGCUGGUAUAAAAACUACUCGUGCAGACUAUGUUCAAAAGUUGGGCACCUUCAAAACAUGUGUCGAACGAGCAAAAGUGAGCUGAAGGCACAUGCAGUAAUGGAAUCGUCAGACGAAGAAGAGCACACUCUGUACAACUGCACAGUCGACACAUCUGUGAAGAACGGUUAUGUGGUGACUGUAAAUGUGGAGGGCCAGAAAGUGUCAAUGCAGGUGGACACGGGGGCCGCAGUGACAGUUGUACCUGAAAGUGUGUACAAAGAGAAGUUUGCGCAUGUGCAUUGUGAACCUACUCGGGUUGUUCUAAAGACUUACACAGGCGAGAAAAUGGAUGUUAUAGGGCAAUGCAAUGUAACCGCGACCUAUGACGGGCAGAGUGCAGUUUUACCAAUCGUUGUUGUGAAAAACCGCGAACGCGAGUUACCUGUAUUGCUGGGAAGAACCUGGCUUAACAAGCUUCGGCUGAAUUGGAAAUCGCUUUGCAGUGUGCGCAGCGAAGACAGAGUAGAUAAGAUUCGCGCAAAGUUUCCAAACGUGUUUUCGCAAUCGCUGGGUGCUAUCAGGAACUUCGAGGCGCGAAUUGUUUUACAACCGGGUUGUACGCCGGUGUUUUGUAAAGCACGCCCGCUUCCUUUUUCUUUGCGCGAACAAGCAGACAAACGCCUCGCUGAGCUCGAAAGCCAAGGCGUAAUCACGCCUGUGAGUAAAAGCGAUUGGGCAACUCCACUGGUUCUGGUCCCAAAGAAACAAGGCGAUCAAAUACGCCUUUGCGGUGAUUACAAGAUCACUAGUGGUAAGGAUUCGCAAGCAAAAUUACGCAAGGAGCGCGCCGGGGUGGAGACGCUGGCUGAGCAGGAAAGUGCGCAAGGUGCUUCCGAGGACAACUGCAAGAAAGUGGAAGAGAGGGCAUUUGGACACAGUGGAAAGGAUUCGCAAGCAGAAUUACGCAAGGAGCGCGCCAGGGUGAAGACGCUGGCUGAGCACGAAACUGCGCAAGGCGCUUCCGAGGACAACUGCAAGAAAGGGGAAGAGAGGGCGUUUGGCCUGAGUGGAGAGGAUUCACGUCCUGUCCGCUGA